Molecule: messenger RNA, 3939 nt
Organism: Erinaceus europaeus (western European hedgehog)
Lineage: Eukaryota; Metazoa; Chordata; Mammalia; Eulipotyphla; Erinaceidae
Gene: LRIG3
Product: leucine rich repeats and immunoglobulin like domains 3
Exons: 19
Coding region: 166-3534 (1122 amino acids)
Molecular function (GO): protein binding
Source: RefSeq, a predicted model, not a curated record
UUCGCUGCAGAGAGUGAAAGAAAGGAGUUUACCUGGGAGCGCGAAAGAAAGGAGCGCGCACGCGGUCGGAGCGCAGCGGUCCACGCGGGGCGGCUGGAAGUUUGCUCCGGGCCGGGAGUACGCGCCGCGGUGGGGCCGGGCGGGGCGAGAGGCCGCGGGACCGCGAUGGGCGCGCCGAGGCUCCGCGUGGCCGCGGCGGCGCUGGGGCUGCUGCUGUGCGCUGCGCUGGGGCGCACGGGCCUGGCCGAGGGCGGCCGCCGCGCCGGCCGAGGGGCUCCCGAACAGCCUUCGGGGGUGGUCGCUGAGCCUCUGUGCCCGGCACCCUGCCGCUGCUUCGGGGACCUGCUGGACUGCAGUCGCCAAGGCUUGGCGCACCUUCCCGAGCUGCUCCCGUCCUGGGUCACUCGAUUAGACGUAAGCCACAACAGAUUGUCUUUUAUCAAGGCAAGUUCCAUGAGCCACCUUCGAAACCUUCGAGAAGUAAAACUGAACAACAAUGAAUUAGAAGCCAUUCCAAAUCUGGGCCCAGUCUCAGAAAAUAUCACACUGCUGUCCUUAGCUGGAAACAGGAUUGUUGAAAUAGUACCGGGACAUCUGAAACAGUUUCAUUCCCUCGAAACUUUGGAUCUGAGCAGCAAUAAUAUUUCAGAGCUGAAAAGUGCAUUUCCACCCUUACAUCUCAAAUAUCUGUAUAUCAACAGCAACAGAGUCACAUGGCUGGAACCUGGGUAUUUUGACAAUUUGGCAAACACACUGCUGGUGCUGAAGUUGAACAGGAACCGUAUCUCAACUAUCCCACCCAAGAUGUUCAAACUGCCCCAGCUGCAAUACCUUGAACUGAAUCGAAAUAAGAUAAAAAAUGUGGACGGACUCACAUUUCAAGGGCUUGGUGCUCUGAAAUCUUUGAAGAUGCAGCGAAACGGAGUAACAAAACUUAUGGAUGGAGCUUUUUGGGGACUGAGCAAUAUGGAAAUCUUGCAGCUGGACCAUAACAACCUAACAGAGAUUACCAAAGGCUGGCUUUACGGCUUGCUGAUGCUCCAGGAACUUCAUCUCAGCCAAAAUGCCAUCAACAGGAUCAGCCCUGAUGCCUGGGAAUUCUGCCAGAAACUCAGUGAGCUGGACCUAGCUUUCAAUCACUUAUCGAGGUUAGAUGAUUCAAGCUUCCUGGGCUUAAGCUUGCUAAAUACACUGCACAUUGGGAACAACAGAGUCAGCUACAUUGCUGAUUGUGCCUUCCGGGGGCUUUCCAGUUUAAAGACUUUGGAUCUGAAGAACAAUGAAAUUUCCUGGACUAUAGAAGACAUGAAUGGCGCUUUCUCUGGCCUUGACAAACUGAGACAGCUGAUACUCCAAGGCAACAGGAUUCGAUCUAUCACCAAAAAAGCCUUCACUGGUCUGGAUGCAUUAGAACAUCUAGACCUGAGUGACAACGCAAUCAUGUCCUUACAAGGCAAUGCAUUUUCACAGAUGAAGAAACUUCAGCAAUUGCAUUUAAAUACAUCAAGCCUUUUGUGUGAUUGCCAACUAAAAUGGCUCCCACAGUGGGUGGUGGAAAACAAUUUUCAGAGCUUUGUGAAUGCCAGUUGUGCCCAUCCUCAAUUGCUAAAAGGAAGAAGCAUUUUUGCUGUCAGCCCAGAUGGCUUUGUGUGUGAUGAUUUUCCUAAACCACAGAUCACGGUUCAGCCAGAAACACAGUCGGCAAUAAAAGGUUCCAAUUUGAGUUUUAUCUGCUCAGCUGCCAGCAGCAGUGAUUCCCCAAUGACUUUUGCUUGGAAAAAAGACAAUGAACUACUGCAUGAUGCUGAAAUGGAAAAUUAUGCACACCUCCGGGCCCAAGGUGGCGAGGUGAUGGAGUACACCACCAUUCUUAGACUGCGCAAUGUGGAAUUUACCAGUGAGGGGAAAUAUCAGUGUGUCAUCUCCAAUCACUUUGGAUCAUCCUACUCGGUCAAAGCCAAGCUGACGGUGCAUAUGUUUCCCUCAUUCACCAAGACUCCCAUGGACCUCACCAUACGUGCCGGGACCAUGGCACGCCUGGAGUGUGCUGCCCUGGGACACCCAGCCCCUCAGAUAGCCUGGCAAAAGGACGGGGGCACAGACUUCCCUGCUGCGAGGGAGAGACGCAUGCAUGUGAUGCCUGAGGACGACGUGUUCUUUAUUGUGGAUGUGAAGAUAGAGGACAUUGGGGUCUAUAGCUGCACAGCUCAAAACAGUGCAGGAAGCAUUUCUGCAAAUGCAACUCUCACUGUCCUUGAAACACCAUCAUUUUUGCGGCCCUUAUUAGACCGGACUGUGACCAAGGGAGAAACAGCCGUGCUACAGUGCAUCGCUGGAGGUAGUCCUCCUCCCAGAUUGAACUGGACCAAGGAUGACAGCCCUUUGGUGGUCACUGAGCGACACUUUUUUGCAGCAGGCAAUCAGCUGCUCAUCAUCGUGGACUCAGAUGUCAGUGAUGCUGGGAAAUAUACUUGUGAAAUGUCUAACACCCUCGGCACAGAGAGAGGCAGCAUGAGCCUCAGUGUAAUCCCCACUCCAACCUGUGACUCCCCCCAGAUGACUGCCUCCUCAUUCAGUGAUGAUGGAUGGGCCACUGUGGGCGUCGUGAUCAUAGCAGUGGUUUGCUGUGUGGUGGGCACAUCUCUCGUGUGGGUGGUCAUCAUCUACCACACAAGGCGGAGGAAUGAGGAUUGCAGCAUUACCAACACAGAUGAGACCAACUUGCCAUCAGAUAUCCCCAGUUACUUGUCAUCUCAGGGAACACUCGCCGACAGGCAGGAUGGGUAUAUCUCAUCAGAAAGUGGGAGCCACCAUCAGUUUGUCACUUCUUCAGGAGGUGGAUUUUUCUUACCACAACAUGACAGCAAUGGGACAUGCCAUAUUGACAACAGUAGUGAAGCUGAUAUGGAAGCUGCCAUGGACCCAUUCCUUUGUCCCUUCCUGGGGUCCCCAGGUCCUGUAUAUUUGAAGGGGAAUAUAUACAGUUCAGAUCCUUUUGAAGCUUACCAUACAGGCUGCAGUUCUGACCUGAGAACAGCUUUAAUGGAGCACUAUGAGCCCAGUUAUAUAAAGCAAAAGGAGUGCUACCCAUGUCCUCAUCCCUCCGAAGAAUCCUGUGAACAGAGUGUCAGUGAUGUAAGAUGGCCUUCCCAUGUAGGGAAGUUAAUCACCUCUACUUACUCUCAGAAUGAAGGGCCGAGAACGAAAACUUUGUGUCUCAACACGUCCUCUUUAGAUUUUAGUACAAGUCCAGAGUUAACAUUAGGAACCUCAAGUAAUACAUUCAUGGGAACAUUUGGAAAGCCUCUAAGGAGAUCUCAUCAAGAUGCCUUUUCAAGCUUUGUACAGCCAUCAGAUUGUCAGCCAAGAGCCUUUUACUUGAAAGCUCAUUCUUCCCCAGAUUUGGACUCUGAAUCAGAGGAAGAUGGAAAAGAAAGGACAGAUUAUCAGCGAGAAAAUCACACAUGCACCUAUAAACAGGCCCUAAAAAACCACAGGACUCCAAAUUUUCAGUCUUAUGACUUGGACACAUAGACUGAAUGGAACCAAUGAAGUGGGCUGACAUACUACCUCAAGUGGACUUUUAUUUAAAAGAGAGAAUCCUAUGUUUUUUAAAUGCAGUUGUGAGUUUUAAAAGGGCAAAAUGUGUUAUUUAUACAGAUGGACCAAAAUUACGAAAAGUUAUUAAAAAUUUAUACUGGGAGUAACUUUCAUAUAAGAUUACCUUUUAAAAGUAUUUUAUAGCUUUGUUUAAAAAAAUCUUAUGUAAGUUAAUGGUAUAAAUCCAUGCCUAUUUUAUGUAUUUUUAUAAUGCCAGAUUUCUUUAUAUUGAAAAUGAAUACUAAAGCAUUUUAAAUAAUACCUGUCUUGUACCUUGUUUAAAUAGAGGUCACUUGAUUUUACUUUGCACAUUACAUUUAAUAAAAUGGGUAAUUCUGA